GGGAUGGAGACAGUGCCACACGGGCAGCAAGGGGAGGAGGCAGCAGCGGCUGGGCCGUCGCACGUGCACGAGGCAGGGGGAGGGGGAGCGGGCGAGGUUGUUCCUUCUCCCAUGCAAGCGGAAGGGGCAGGGGGGGCGCAUUGGUGCCGGUUGCAGGACAGCUGGAGCUAGCAGGCGGGGAGGUGGGAGCAGCAGCGGCGGGUGCGGAGGGGGCAGAAGCAGCAGGGGGUGAGGGGGAAGAGGAAGCAGCAGCAGACGCAGCAGCAGCGGCAGCGGCAGUGGCGGCGCACAUAGAGGCAGCGGAGCGGGUAGUGCUGCAGUCGCAGCUGCCGCAGCCGGUGCCGUCGCCUGCCGUGGGCAACCUGGCCGUCCUGCCCAUGCUGCUGGACCAGAUCGAGGCGCACAUCCUCUUCUACGGCCGCAUCUUUCGCAAGGAGCCGCUGGAGGAGGAGCUUCGAGACCUGGUGUUUGCCACCGUGCCGUCGCAGCUUGGCUCGCCCGACCACCAGCGCUGGAUUGAGGUGGCCGACGCCUGGCGCAGGCGCAGAGAGGCCGCCCCUGCCGCCCUCCUCAUGGACGGCGGCGGGGCGGCAGCGGGCGGCGGCAGCUAUGUGUCCCCGGACGGCGUGAGAGGCAGGGGCAGAGGCCGGGGGAGAGGCAGGGGGCGCAGGGGCAGACGCGGCAGCAUGCCCGCGUAUGGGUAUGGCGGGGGCAGGGAGUACGGCGGGUAUGGGGGGUAUGGGGGUUAUGGGGGGGCUGGAGGCGGGGAGGGGUAUGGGAUGGGGGAGAUGGGAGGGGGCAUGGGUGCGGAUGGCGGUAUGAUGGUGCCCAGCGCGUAUGGCGCCAUGGGUGGUGGCGAGUACCCCAUGCACAUGGGCAUGGACGGCAUGCCCAUGCCCAUGGAAGGCUAUGGCAUGGGCAUGGGCAUGGGCCCCUUGGCGCUGCAUGGCCAUGGGGGGAUGGGGGUGUUCGACGACGAGGGCUGGGACGCACCGGGGAUAGCCAUCCGGGCAGGGGGCGUGGCAGGGGGAGGGGCAGGGGGCGCGGGCGCGGGAGGGGCAGGGGGCGCAGCUGGCACCUAGUAGGAGUGGAGAUCGUCCCUGCGUAUGGGUCGGAUGGGGAGGAGAUGGCUGGCGACGGGGAAGAGAGAGGAGGAGGAGGGGGAGGGGAGGGUCGUCGAUGAGCAAGCGCCCGGUGGUGGCGUGGGCGGAAGUAUGGCCGGGGGAGCUGGAGGAGCUGGUCAACAGGAGGGACCACGCGGGGGUGGCUGCCGCCCAGGUGAUGACGGCGGCCGUGGUGGCACGGGCGGCGUCAGCGGCGGUGCGGGCGGCGGCAGAGGCGGUGACGGCGUUUAAGGAGAGGGCGGUGGCGGCGGCGUGGGGGGAGAAGCAGGGGGGGGCGGGGGCAAAUGGGGGGUAUGGGGGGCACGAGGUGCAUGGAGGGCAUGGGGGGUAUGGGGUGCGUGGAGCGGAUGCCAUGUGGCAGGAUGCUACUGGCCAGCCAGAGCCGUUUGCUCACUCCCCCUGGGCUCCUGAGCCCCCCCUCCCCCUCACGUCUAUGGCUAGCGUGGCGAGGGGCAG
This is a messenger RNA of Closterium sp. NIES-67, 1580 nucleotides long. NCBI's taxonomy places the organism in Eukaryota, Viridiplantae, Streptophyta, Zygnematophyceae, Desmidiales, Closteriaceae. The record is from the annotation of a GenBank genome assembly.